AGUACCUGCUGCAUCUCUACACCAGCGUCACGUUCCGUGAGCGACAGAGCCGCGAGCUGGGCGGAGGCGCAACAACGAGAACUGCUCCUCGCGGUCGGUCAAAACAACUUCUCCCGUCACGUGACCGCCUGACGCACCGUCCUCCACUCUGCGCUGAUGCAGAGAGGGAGGGGGGGUUUCCAUCAUGGCGUCGAUGCAGAAAAGGCUACAAAAGGAAUUAUUGGCCCUGCAAAAUGAUCCGCCCCCAGGAAUGACGCUCGAUGAGAAAAGUGUACAGAACACCAUCACACAGUGGAUUGUAGAUAUGGAAGGCGCAUCUGGCACGUUGUAUGAAGGAGAGAAAUUUCAGCUGCUUUUCAAAUUUAGUAGUCGAUAUCCUUUUGAUUCCCCUCAGGUAAUGUUCACAGGAGAGAAUAUACCUGUCCACCCACACGUGUAUAGCAACGGUCACAUCUGUCUAUCUAUUCUGACGGAAGACUGGUCACCAGCGCUCUCCGUGCAAUCAGUUUGUCUUAGUAUUAUCAGCAUGUUGUCCAGCUGCAAAGAAAAGAGACGACCACCUGAUAACUCGUUUUAUGUAAGAACAUGUAACAAAAAUCCAAAGAAAACAAAAUGGUGGUAUCACGAUGAUACAUGCUAAUGUACAAACUUUGUAAUAAUCGUAGAAGAAAGAAGUCCUACUGACCUACAUAAAGCACUUUUUAAUCAUUCAGUCUUUGAACUCUGACUGGAAUAACGGACACCGUGCGCUGGAGGCUCUUGGCUGCGUUUUUUUUUUUUUUUUUUUCCAGAGCAGGCAGUCAGCUUGCAUGUUUUAGUUGGUUGUAUUAUAGAAAAUGGAAAUAAAUGAAGAUUUAGAAGUAACCCCAAGACGUAUUGUUUUUGGCAAACAGGAUUUAAAAGCAGCAAGAGGCAGAUUUUUAGGGAGACGAUUUAAAAUUUCCAGUUUGGGCGAUUAUUACUGUUUUUGUGUGUGUGUGUGUGGACGCAUUUUAAGGUACUUGUGUUGUGCAAUACCGACUGAUGGACGCAUGCUUGGGCCUGUAGAGAAACCCCGAUGUUGUCCUCUAGAAGGGUUCUGACCAUCAAGCCCCAAGAAAGUGCUUCAUCUGUUUGUUUGUUUGUUUUUUUUCCUCCAUUAUUAUUUUUCUUAUGCACUGUGAAAGGAUCUGGUUUGAAAAGGAACUAUUCGUACGUUAUCCAUGACAUGCAGCCACACUGUACUACGCUGUUGUCUGAAACCACUGUAUCAAGAUUGCGCCGUUUUUCUUCAUCUUCCAUCUGGACACCUGCUUUCCGUUCUUCCUCCUGCGGUACAAAUGGGGAUAAAAAAAAAAAACGGACGGGGCGACGCCUCUGGAGUCAUCGGAGGACCUCGGUGCACAUCUCUGAAGGCUGGGGCAGUUGUCACAAGCCGUCGAGACGCGCCGCACCCUCUCUUCCUCCUUAAAGAAUGUCUGUAAGAGAACAUUGAUUCAUUUUUAUAUGUACAAUGAUAUAUAUUUAUGUACUUUUUAAAUUAACAUGCUUUAAUUUUCUGUCUUUGAAACGUUUGAUUUUAAAUCUGCUUUUGUACUUUUUUCUGACUAGCUGAUACUUUGGAAAAGGGGGUUGUUUAGAAGGGUCAGUAUGAUAUUAUUAUUUUUUUUCUCUUUUUUUUUUUUUUUUUUUGAUAUUCGUUAUUUAAUUUAAAUCCUCGUUUGAUCUCCAGAGCAGCAAUGAAUGACGAAAAAGGAGUUGUAAAGAAAGCUUUUGUGAUGCCCCCCACCCCCCUCCUCCUUGUCAGACUUUUGGCUCAGGUACUUUUUCAAUAAAGAGAUCACCUCUAAAAGAUACCUAUUAAAUAUUUUGAAUUUAACUAUAUUUUCACCAAAAGAGACUGUUAUGUUUUAAAAUAUUGUACAUAGGUCUUUAAAAUGUUUGACAAUGCGACAGAACACCACAGAGGAUGCGUUUAGUUUCUGGCUGAAUGAUGAAAGGAGUGCUUUAUUUCUCUGGAAGUUAGUUCGCAGACAUACGUUGGUACAAAAAGAAAUAAAUAAUAAAAAAUCAAGAAGUUAGUAGUUUUAUCGUGGGGAUGCAUGCAAUUUUAAACCCUACCCUUUCAUACCGACAUCAAAACAUUGUGACGACUUUUUAGUCUUUCCGGCCUUUAGGAACUUUUUUUUUUUUUUUUUUUGCAGAAGAUUUAUCACAAAGCUCCCUUUUUAGAAGCUGUGGUCAAUCCAAGCUGCAAUCACUCCAUUCCUAAUUGAACGUUUAUCUCUUAAGAUACUUGAAUUUUUCCAUCUUGGGUUGUUUGUGUUGAGUUGUUUUGGUGAGGCAGGGUUGAUCUAGCAGAGUUGAGUGAAUGUGAUGAUGAUAAUGCCGCUGCGAUCUCAAAAACUAUAUAAUUAGUAUUUUUAUUUUCAUCAUAAUGGCUCUUGUUGACUGUCAUGCUAUGAGGACAAAAAGGUUGUGAAGUACAUGUAAAUGCAGUUAGAACAGCAAAUGUGCAGAGAGGGAAAAACCAGGCUUUCAUCCAGCAGUUUUUAGAACUUGAGUGAAUGUUACAAGAUUCUUUGUUUUGUUUCUCUUACAAUUAUUUUGGUUCUUUUUUUUUUUUUUUUUUUUUUUCCAAUGUGUUUUGAACUUUUAGUUUGCAGGUUGUGAGUGAUAAACACUAAUAAGGGUGUGUUAUUUAUAUUUAAAACUUUUGUUCUGGGAUGUGCAAGCUCCAUGUAUUAGGUGCCUGUUCAUUUUCAUAAUCAAUAAUAAAGCAAAAAUUCACUUUUA
Fundulus heteroclitus (mummichog) is the source of this 2775-nucleotide messenger RNA. It is a transcript of the gene ube2wb, whose product is annotated as ubiquitin conjugating enzyme E2 W. Gene Ontology annotation, cellular component: nucleus. NCBI's taxonomy places the organism in Eukaryota, Metazoa, Chordata, Actinopteri, Cyprinodontiformes, Fundulidae. Bases 185 to 640 code for a protein of 151 amino acids. Gene Ontology annotation, molecular function: ubiquitin conjugating enzyme activity. The transcript has 6 exons. Gene Ontology annotation, biological process: proteasome-mediated ubiquitin-dependent protein catabolic process; protein polyubiquitination. The record is from RefSeq and is a predicted model, not a curated record.